UUCCAUUAGUCUGAUACCUUUUAUUGAUGAAAAGUAUUCAUUAUAAAUUUCUUGCUUGCCUUGUAGUAUAAUGGGUGCUGCAACUACAAUUCUAUUUGUUUUCAUUGGCUGUUGCAGCAAUGUGUUUUUCUUGGAGCUUCUUGUCAAAGCUGAACCAUCCAGUGGGACACUCAUCACAUUUUCCCAGUUUGUCUUCAUAGCUGUUAUGGGCUUUAUCUUCACAAUGGAUUUUGGCCGCAAGAAGAAUGUUAUACCCAUCAAAGAGUAUCUUUUAUUGGUUUUCUUCUUCUUCAUCGUUAAUGUCAGCAACAACUUGGCCUUCAGUUUCAAAAUUUCCAUGCCACUUCACAUGAUUUUCAGGAGCGGAGGACUUAUAGCCAACCUGAUCAUGGCCAUGAUCGUGCUGGGUCGACGCUACACCUUCAGCAAAUAUUUCUCUGUGGUUCUCAUCACGGCAGGCACCAUCAUGUGCACUAUUGCCUCAUCCGGGGAAGCUCAAGAAGAAGGGGCCACAGACACAGAGAACGAAGAGAACCUCGUGACGUGGGUGCUGGGGAUCGUGCUGCUCACAUUCGCGCUCUUCAUGUCUGCCAGGAUGGGCAUCUUCCAAGAGGUCCUAUACAAAACUCACGGAAAACAUCCAAGAGAAGCUCUCUUCUUCAUUCACUUAUUAUCACUGCCGGGAUUUCUACUGUCAGCAAAUGACAUCAUCAAAUUCAUAAAAGUUUUCUCACUGUCUGCGCCCCUGCCAGCGUUGUCAGCAGUACCGAUACUGUCGGCCGUGCCUAGACUCUACCUCUACUUAGCUGGCAACACUCUUACGCAAUACGUAUGUAUCAGCUCAGUGUUCUCGCUGACAUCACAAGUCAGCUCACUACACGUCACCCUGGUGCUGACGCUGCGCAAGUUCAGUUCCCUCAUCUUCUCUAUUUUCUAUUUCGGUAACACGUUUACCCUCACCCACUGGGUGGGCACGACCCUCGUGUUCGGAGGUACCCUCAUCUUCACUAACGUCAUCAGUUUACCUUGGGAUGAAGUCGAGCAAGUUGAGCAGAAAAAGAAAGACUGAUUAAAUGAUUAUUUUUUGGUAGUAUCCAAUAUGGCAUUAAAAAUUGACCGCAAUAGUAAAGCAAAUUUGUUUAGCUGUGGUAUAAAAUAUUAAGUAGAAACAUGAUUUACUUAGAUGAUUUUGGUUAAAUAUUCAUUAGGUAAAGUUGAGUCUUCAGCAACGUCAUCCAUUUGCUCUCUGAUAAACUAUUAAUAAAUGAAGCAUCGCGUUGAGGAAGUAUCAAUAAUCCAGAGACUGUAAGCUGCACUACAUUUUCAUUUAUUGUGAAUCUUGAAAUGGCCUAUACAUUUAGUGGAAAUAGGUCUUACACUUCACAAAAACCACGCGCAUUGCCCGUGUUUGAAUUUUUUGUAGCACGUUUUAUUAUAUCUAGAUUUUUUCAGCAUGAUAUUAUCCAAGCGGUGACUAUAUAUCAAAUGAUUGUAGCAAGAGAUGACAUUUUUUGCGAUAAUGACUUUUGUGUUGAAGAAAUGCGCGUAACUUACCUCUAGAAAAGACAGCGUUAAGAGGUUGUUCAAUAAGAAAUUGACCACAAAUGGCUGUUUAAUAUUACUGCUCUGUUUGGCCAGUUCGUUGAUUUUGAUAGUUUCUAUAUCACGAAUACGCUACUGGAAGUGUAGUAUUUCCUUUGUCAUUACAGUCCCAUUGUUUUGUAUUGCGUAUUUUGGUGUUGCACAAUGCAAAUUAUAAAAGAAACAAUCCUAGUUCAAGUGCCAGGUAAUAUAUAUUUUUGAUGUUAAUAUAACUUAAGAUUUGCACCGCCCAAAGAACUCUACAGCUGUCAGAACUUAUGCCUCUGUCAUGAUUUUUUUUAUUAGUUUUGUCCAUCGAUUUUGAUCGCCAUAAGGACGUUAUAUAUUGUGUCUGUCUCCUUAUAACUAAAAUUAGUUUGAAAGAAAUUCUCACCAUGAAAAACACCAGAUGAUAGCAAAUACGCAAAUGCGUUAAUCAUUUCCAUGAAUACUGAAAUGAAAGGAAAUGACCAUUGACAUUGAUUCUCUAGCAAACAACUUUAUAUCAAAAUACUUUUUCCUGGUCACGUUGCCCCAGUAUUAUUUAUUCUUCAGCACCUGUCACCUUUUGAUGUAAUUAUUUAUUUACUACCUGUUCAAGAUAUGAAUUUUUACGCUUAAAACUGGUAUUUACGUUUAUAUUUUAUCUCCUCAUCGGAAUAUCUACAUUCCAUGCUUUAGAAUUGAAACUUCUGCUGUGGCAAUCUGUACAUUAUGGCUUUCUGUACACUUCUCUGUUGAGACCUGAAAACUGAACUGCCUGCCAUGCCAGAUACCUUCUUUACUAUGUACUGUACACUGCACAGCACAGUACUUUUAUUAUGAUACUACAUGUUAUGCAGAUACUGUACAUUAUUCGUCUGCACAUAUCCUGUACUUAGUUCAUGAUGCUAUACUGCAUUCGUGAUACUGCUCUGCAUUGAUUAUACUGCACUGCAUUCAUGAUGCUGUACUUCGUUAAUGAUACCGUAUUACACUGUAUUCAUAUACAGUACUCAUGAUACUGCACUGUAUUCUGAUACUGUAUUCAUAACUGUAUUUCAGACACUGUACCCAGGAUACUGAACGCUUCAUAUAUCACAAUUGCGUUGUCAAUAAUCUCUAAGUUGAGCACUAAAAUGACGUCUGCGCAUCACAUAACAAUGUUACUUAAACUCAGGGUUUUUUUAACUAUUAAUUCAUUCCUGUUGUAUGCAAGAUUGUUGAUAAUUCCAUUUUUUCUGCAUUUUUUCAGCGGUAAAUUAUUCAUUUAUUUCAUUUAAACUUGGUUUCUGUUGACCUUUUUUAUCCCUAUUUUGAACUUUCAUUAUUGGCUUGAGGUCAUGUGUGUAUUUUUACAUAUCAUUUGCACUAAUGAAUAAUUUUAAAUGCUUCCAUAAUAGUUUUCAUUUUUCAUGUUUGAUAAUUGUUUUUUCGUGCAUGCAGCUUUGCAAACAAAUUGAUAUUUUUUUCUUUUGUGCCAUAUCAUUUCAGAAACGCUAAUUAGUUUGCUUGUUUGAAUAUCAUAAAAGCCAUAUUACAUAAAGCCAAAUGAUGCUCCAAUAUUAUUCAAUAUAUUUGAAGAUUCCUGAAUGGUACUGUGAUAUGUACAAGUACAUUUUUAUGAAAUAUUAUAGCCUAUCCUUAUGCUUGGAAUAUUUUCUCGAGGUAUUUUUUUGCGCACAAGUUAUUUUAUUUGAAAAUAUUGUCUUAUAUUCACACAUGGUGGUAUAUUGCUUCUUCAGUUACUUGGGAAUUGUGUUCUCUUCGGCAUUAAAAUGACGUCAUUAUUGUCAUGUGUAUCUUGAUCAUAUAAAGUGUACGUAUCUGAAUGCAGUUAACGAGUUUUGUGAACUCUACCUCGUUCCUCAUUACCAUUUACUAUUUCUUAAAUUGCCGUGUUUUUUUUCUCAUUUUUCUUCAUCUCCUGUACCGUUAAGUGUCUAAUGCUAUUUUUUGUUCUUAUUUAAUUAUUUAUGUAAUACUAAAAAGUUUUCUGUUGAAAAUGAAAAUAGUAUUAAAGAAAGACAUUAGGUAAUCUAGGUUUGCUUUACCGUCUGAACCUAAAAGUUUAUCUAUGUCCUGAAAGUUACUAAGACUUUUGUUAAGUUUUUAUUGACAGAAAAAGACCAUUCUUGACUAAAGUUUGUGCUUUUCCUAUAAGGUGCACUUCUUCGUAAUAUUUAAUGAGUUUAAAUGCAUUGUUUCAAAACCUGAUAGUUGAAUAGGGACUUUAUAGUAGAAGAUCAAUGAUUUUUUUCUACUUGUGUUACAUUAUUUGUACUCGUGUUAUGUUCAGCUUUGAAGAAUUGGGUGUUUUCAAUAGUCUAAUAAUAAAUGUCUAUUUAUAUAUUUUCGUGGUGAACAGGGUAAGUUUUUUAUAAUUUAUUUUAAUGUACUUAAUUGAAGUUUUGUCAUCUUCAUCACUGGUCUUCAUCAAAGUGGUGUCUUCAUCACUGGUCUUCAUCAAAGUGGUGUCUUCAUCACUGGUCUUCAUCAAAGUGGUGUCUUCAUUACUGGUCUUCAUCAAAGUGGUGUCUUCAUCACUGGUCUUCAUCAAAGUGGUGUCUUCAUCACUGGUCUUCAUCAAAGUGGUGUCUUCAUUACUGGUCUUCAUCAAUGUGGUGUCUUGAUCACUGGUCUUCAUCAAUGUGGUGUCUUCAUUACGGGUCUUCAUCAAUGUGGUGUCUUGAUCACUGGUCUUCAUCAAUGUGGUGUCUUCAUUACUGGUCUUCAUCAAUGUGGUGUCUUGAUCACUGGUCUUCAUCAAUGUGGUGUCUUGAUCACUGGUCUUCAUCAGUGUUGUCGUCUUCAUCAUUAUUCAUCAAAGUGGUGUUAGCUGUGCUUCGGCAUGUUGAAUUUUCACUCCUCUCUGGAUUUGCGAAUUUAAGGGGAGCGUCUUGGUCUGAAAAAAACUUAUUUAUUUACGG
Messenger RNA from Hyalella azteca, 4490 nucleotides. Its product is annotated as UDP-xylose and UDP-N-acetylglucosamine transporter. The record is from RefSeq and is a predicted model, not a curated record. Gene Ontology annotation, cellular component: endoplasmic reticulum membrane; Golgi membrane. The transcript has 7 exons. Bases 71 to 1069 code for a protein of 332 amino acids. Gene Ontology annotation, biological process: transmembrane transport. Lineage: Eukaryota; Metazoa; Arthropoda; Malacostraca; Amphipoda; Hyalellidae. Gene Ontology annotation, molecular function: UDP-N-acetylglucosamine transmembrane transporter activity; UDP-xylose transmembrane transporter activity.